Molecule: messenger RNA, 5236 nt
Organism: Pipistrellus kuhlii (Kuhl's pipistrelle)
Lineage: Eukaryota; Metazoa; Chordata; Mammalia; Chiroptera; Vespertilionidae
Gene: EXD2
Product: exonuclease 3'-5' domain containing 2
Exons: 9
Coding region: 206-2080 (624 amino acids)
Biological process (GO): nucleobase-containing compound metabolic process
Cellular component (GO): nucleus; cytoplasm
Molecular function (GO): nucleic acid binding; 3'-5' exonuclease activity
Source: RefSeq, a predicted model, not a curated record
ACCACUCUUGGGGCCAUUUCCUAUAUUAGGUUUCUAUAAAGAAGCGAGAACUAUGGCAGUUAUCUUACCUAAGAAAAUUAAUGUAAAGAGCUAUUGGAGACAUAUGUAUUGGAGAAUUGACAAGGAAAAGUGGAACAAAGAUGUAGAAACUGCAAGAAAUUGUGGGAUUAGUGACAUGCUUUCCUAAACAGCAGAGAAGCUGAAGAUGUCUAGACACUUGGUGGCUUUGACAGUGACCACUCUCCUUGGUGCGGCAGUGGGGGCGUUUGUCCUGUGGAAAGGCAUCCAGCGCCGGAGGAGUAGGAGCAGCCGCGGAACCUGGCAGCCCCAGCAGCAGCAGCAGCAGCAAGCUCCAAGCAGGAGCGAGCUGCCCCCGCCAGAAGAGGACCAGCCGCCUUCCAGUGCCCCCAGAGCCUCAUGGGAAGAGAGGAUCCUGGAAGCAAAGGUGGUCACUGUGUCCCAGGAGGCAGAGUGGGAUCAAAUUGAACCCUUGCUUCGGAGUGGGUUAGAAGAUAUUCCAGUACUUGGAAUCGACUGCGAGUGGGUGAACUUGGAAGGGAAAGCCAAUCCUCUGUCGCUUCUUCAAAUGGCCUCCCCAAGUGGCUUCUGUGUCUUGGUUCGCUUGCCCAAGCUGAUCAGUGGAGGAAAAACAAUACCAAAAACAUUAUUGAACAUUUUGGCAGAUGGCACUAUUUUAAAAGUUGGAGUAGGAUGUUCAGAAGAUGCCAGCAAGCUUCUGCAGGAUUAUGGCCUCAUUGUUAAGGGGUGCCUGGACCUCCGAUACCUAGCCAUGAGGCAGAGGAACAAUUUGCUCUGUAAUGGGCUUAGCCUGAAAUCACUCGCUGAGACAGUUUUGAACUUUCCCCUUGACAAGUCCCUUGUACUUCGUUGCAGCAACUGGGAUGCUGAAAACCUUACAGAGGACCAGGUGAUUUAUGCUGCCAGGGAUGCCCAGAUUUCCGUGGCUCUCUUUCUCCAUCUUCUUGGAUACCCUUUCUCUAGGAAUCCAGCUUUAAAAGAAAAUUAUGACCGCAUUGGCUGGAGAAAAGUUUUGGAGAAAUACCAGGAUUUUGUAGACAUCCCAUUCCGAAGCAAAGGAAUUAGCAGAUUGGGAGAAGAGGUUAAUGGGGAAGCAACAGAAUCUCAGCAAAAACCAGGAAAUAAGAAGUCUAAGGUUGAUGUAACAGUGCCCGGCAACCAGCAAGGGAGAGACCCCAGAAAACAUAAAAGAAAGCCCCUGGGGGUGGGCUAUUCUGCCAGCAGAAAAUCACCACUCUAUGAUAACUGCUUCCUCCAUGCUCCUGAUGGGCAGCCCCUGUGCACUUGUGACCGAAGAAAAGCUCAGUGGUACCUGGACAAAGGCAUUGGAGAGCUGGUGAGUCAAGAGCCUUUUGUAGUCAGGCUACAGUUUGAACCUGCGGGAAGACCGGAAUCCCCAGGAGACUACUACUUGAUGGUUAAAGAGAACUUGUGUGUAGUGUGUGGCAAGAAAGACUCCUACAUUCGGAAGAACGUGAUCCCACACGAGUACCGGAAGCACUUCCCCAUUGAGAUGAAGGACCACAACUCCCACGACGUCCUGCUGCUCUGCACCUCCUGCCAUGCCAUCUCCAACUACUACGACAACCACUUGAAGCAGCAGCUGGCCAAGGAGUUCCAGGCCCCCAUUGGCUCUGAGGAGGGCUUGCGCCUCCUGGAGGAUCCAGAGCGCCGGCAGAUGCGCUCCGGGGCCAGGGCCCUGCUCAACGCCGAAAGCCUGCCUGCCCAUCGAAAGGAGGAGCUGCUGAAACCUCUCAGAGAGUUUUAUAGCACAGACACGGUCACAGAGGAGAUGCUUCAAGAGGCUGCCAGCCUGGAGACCAGGAUUUCCAAUGAAAACUACAUUCCUCAUGGGCUGAAGGUGGUGCGGUGCCACGGCCGGGGCGGGCUGCGCUCCCUCAUGAAGCUGGAGAGCCGCUGGCGCCAGCACUUCCUGGACUCCAUGCAGCCCAAGCACCUGCCCCAGCAGUGGUCCGUGGACCACAACCACCAGAAGCUGCUCCGGAAAUACGGGGAGGACCUUCCCAUCAAGCUGUCGUGAGGACCGCUGGGAAGCUGCAGCCAAGGUGGAGCCGUCACCUCUUCCCGUUUUCAUACGUUGUUAAUUGUCAAAGCCUGUGACACAACUCAGAAUACUAACCCAUACUGAUCCCAGGAUGCUUCUGGUGGAUGGAGCAUGGCUCUUGUUUUAAGGGGAGCUUAUGGUUUUGAAUUUUAGUUGGGCAGAAUGAAAAUUCUCUUUUUUCUCCAUUUUAUUUUAUUUUUUGUGGAUAAGGAGGGUCUUGAAUUUAUUUUACUCUUUCUCUUCUGCUUUCCCUGGGCAGAUGGCAAAUGAAAGAUUCUCCCUGAAGUGACUUGUCAGGACUCUCAGGUUUUUUUUAAUACAUUUCUCCCUGUUCAGUACAUUGAUUUAUCUCAAAUGGGCUGUCAGUAUUUCAAUACCGUCAGGCUAGGAGGGGAGAAAAAGUUCUAGGGAAUUGAGAGACAAUCAAGGGUUCAGAUUAAUUUUCCCAGUUCAGCCUCAUAACGAUAAAUUCUUUGGCCCAUUGCUGUCCCACAAUGCACCUGUUUGGGAUCCAUUCUCAACGGAAUCACUUCAGUUUAUUUCACACACUUGAGCUUACUUCCCUCGACAUGUCAAAGACCAAAGCGGCACAUCCUUUCUUUGCUUCCACACUAGCACUAGAGGAAUCAUUUUCUUGAGACAGGCCUUCCACCUGGGGGGGGGGGGGGGGGCGGGGGAGCCUCAGCACCAUCUCCCCAGAGAGCUUCGAUAAGUUGCUGUGCUUUUCCUCUUAUGCUGUUCAUUGUCUGCUGGUUGCCAUCCUCCUGCCCAUAACUGCGAGGCUUUUAGCUUAAUCCCUUUCUGGGAGGAAGAUUAUCUUUUCUCAGAAUCAGCAUCAGGUCCCUGCAGAGUUCUGUUUCCAUCAAUUUGCAAUACUGACCUCUUUCCAGCACUUAAUCCUCUCCUGGAGUCUGGUUGCAGUGAGGAUCUCUCCACCUUCCCCCAUACCUGGAACACUGCGAUUUCUUAUGUGUUUAGAUGUUAAAACAGUGGGGUGUUUUUUCUUUCAAAAUGUGAGGUCGCCACUUUACACAUGAAAUGUGCCCAAGUUGGUGAUGGUUGCUCUAACAUUGAUAAAUAAAACUUCUAAGCACAAAACUUACUGACUGUAACUGUAAAAAAUUGUUUCUUCAUAACUUUAUAAAGUUGGUUGGUAAAUAUUCUUGGGGGAAGAGAUAGUUGUCCAUGCAGCAGUACCAUCAUAUGUGAGCAUGAAUGGACACACACACACACACACACACACACACACACACACACCCAGUGCAGCUUUGGCAGGUCAACAGCAACCCACAAACACACGUGCACAUCCUGCAUGUUGUUCCUCUGCCCCUUCAUUCCACCUUUUCCUCAAAAAGUCAUCUCUGGGGUCUAAACUAGAAAUCCUUGAAAAUGAAUAGUACCAUGCACUGUGGGGACCAUAUGUUCAAUGCUGUAGGUUAUUAGGGGCCUGUGUCUCUGCCCAUACUGUUUGGAGCCUAUGGAGACUGACAGGUGGUCAUGUAGUAGUCAGACUUGCCACAAGGUGGCACUCAAAGAUUUUGUUUUACAUCCUUCUUGAGCCAAGACUUUUAUACAUUGUUCCUGAACACAACCCUUGAUUUAUGUUUCAAAAUUUACGGACCUUAGCCCUAGCCGGUUUGGCUCAGGGGAUAGAACAUUGACCUGUGGACCAAAGAGUCCUGGAUUCGAUUCCAGUCAUGGGCAUAUGCUCAGAUUGUGGGCUUAAUUCCCAGUAGAGGUCGUGCAGGAGGCAGACCAUCAAUGAUUUUCUCUCAUCAUUGAUUUUUCUCUCUCUCCCUCUCCUUUCCUCUCUGAAAUCAAUAAAAGUAUAUAUUUUUAAAUGUGUGUUCCUUAUUUGGGGUCAUUUUGAUAGCUUUUUAAGAAAAACUUCUUCUGAAACAGGGAUUAAGACUCUUUCGUUCUCUUCCCAUGUGAUCCUCAUGCUAAGAGUUAAAAGACUUGUACAAGAUCAAUUAAGGUGCAGUGGUUGCUGUGAGAAGGAGGAUUGGGCUCCCCAGCAGACCUUCCUGCAAAGCCAUGGUGGCUAGACUAGGACAAAAGGUGUCGCAUCCUUUUCAGAAGUUACUUGUAUAGAUUUGAGUCUUUUGUUCACUGAGUCAACGUUGAACUUUAUUUGUAAAGAUUUUUUAGAGAGAGAGAGAGGAAAGGAAAGAGAGAGAAACAUCGAUCGGCUGCCUCCUGCACAACCCCCACCAGGUAACAAGCCCAUAACCCAGGCACGUACCCUGACUGGGAAUUGAACCUACGACCCUCUGUCCACAGGAAGAUGCCCAACCAGCUGAGCCACACUGGCCAGGGCUCAUCAGCCUUGGGCUUUAGCAGCCUUUCCCUAAGGCUGACAAUUGCUAUUUUAAAUAAGAUAUUUUAGAGUAGGCAUACUAGAAAUACUUAGUUUUUUUCUGAUACAAAAGUAAUAUAUGUUUAUUAUAGAUGAGUCUAAAAAAAGAAUAAAAAUCAUUCAUCUUGCCUCCAUCUAGAACAAGCUAACCUUGGCUGAUAUAUUUAUGAAUUUCCUUUUGGUGUAUAAAAAUGCAUGUAAUAUAUGUAUUUAAACCAAGUUGAGAGUCAUACAUAUAUACAGCUGGGUAUCCUAUAUCCCCCCUCACUUAACAUGGUAUCACAAGUAAGUAAUUUCCUGUGUCAGUAUUGAAAAGUAGAUCUCUAGUGGAUCUACCUUACUUUAGUUAUCCAUCCCCAUACUUGAAAAUUUUGGUUGUUUCAGGUUCUUUGUUAAUAUCGGUGAUGCUGUGGUGAACUUUCUUAAUGUGUACAUCUUUGCCCGUGUCUUUAAUAUAUAAUUCCAUUAGAAUAGAACCCUCGAGAUUGGAUCGGGAGGAGGGGCCUCACAUUGCUGGUGUGAGUACAAGUUGAAAGCAUCUCUAGGGAUGUGGGUUAGGGACGGCUUCUCGUUGACCCUGUGGCUCAUGUUCCAGUGCAUUUGCCGAGCUUCUCUGUGAGUAGCAGCGAGAGGACAGUUCCCAGCAAGGGCCUCUCUGAGUGUUCCGGUCAGGGCCUUUUCUCUGUGUCCCUCUGUGUCCCGCUCUCCAUCGCCUCGUUUGCCCCUUGCAGCCAAAGUGUUUUGGAAAAACUGCUUGUUUGAAAAUUAAAAUG